Messenger RNA from Prorocentrum cordatum, 614 nucleotides. Lineage: Eukaryota; Dinophyceae; Prorocentrales; Prorocentraceae. The record is from the annotation of a GenBank genome assembly.
AUGGCCCUCCAGCUGGCAGGCUCGGGAAAAGUCGUGAUCGUGACCGACGGCAGGAUGUCGAGUGGUGGUCGGCAGCAGGGGCCCGACCAGCCCUGGCAGCGCCUGGCCUUCAGCGAGCUGUGGGAGCUCAUCUUCAAGAAAGGCGAGGGCAGAGGACAGCUGCAGUCGUCUGUUCUGUCUGCUCACUGGGAAGGGGAUUGUCCUGACGCGGAGAAGGUUGAGGCCCCCAAGAGGCUGAAGCCGUCCAUCCAGCUGGUUGCCAAUCCCAACGGACAGGGUGUCCGCAGGUAUUGGAAGGUCGGCCAGCUGCUGGCGCCCGCCGUGGCCCUCUGCUGCCUGGGCGCGGGCGCCGGCCCAGAGGCCUGGCAACUGCGAGGGCGCCUGCUCGAAGUUCAUUUGGCGAUUCUGCUUGGGCUUCGGCGCCCUCCUGGCACUCACGGGGGCGCUGCUGCGGGCGGAGACGAUGCAGGAGUCGGAGGCCUGGCUGGCUUCGCGGGCGUCCGCCAGGCGGACUCGCGUGUGCGGCAGCGGCCUCCUGCAGGCGAUCUGGCUCCCGCUGCUCGGGACGACGUCCACGUACUUCCUCUACGACGUGGUCUCGUGGGGCGUCGGCA